Molecule: messenger RNA, 1301 nt
Organism: Mauremys mutica (yellowpond turtle)
Lineage: Eukaryota; Metazoa; Chordata; Testudines; Geoemydidae
Exons: 6
Coding region: 285-884 (199 amino acids)
Source: RefSeq, a predicted model, not a curated record
ACGGCUGCAGACAGAAACCGCUUCGGGUUGUGCGCUCGGGGCUAUUGUGGGGGACGCAGGCAGAAUAGGACAAAGAGGUAACUCAGGCUGCAGGAAGUGGGGGGAGAGGGGGCAGGUGCACAGCUGGGAGGCUCCGCUAUAGGCCUCAAUCCCAUUGGACAGGCACAGCCCAAGUAAGGCCACCCCCCAGCUUUGCAGCCCCUAUAAGACACCCGGAGCUCGGGCGCCGCCGGCUGAGUGCGAGAAGGGGUCUAGAUCGCCUGGUUCCCCGGUGCUCCUGGGGAAUGUCCGCUGAAGAGAAGAGCCCUGAUUCCUGGCCAGCUGGACUGCAGCUGAAGAGCCCCCCAUACACCUUCCACUCCAGCCUGGAGAUGCAGGGGCCUCCUCCCUCCAGCCGCAAGCUGGUGAUCCUGACUGUGGGGGCGGUCGCGGUCCUCACCGUCAGCAUCGUAGGGGUCCUCGUGGCGACGUAUCUGGGGCGAGCUACCUGCAUCCAGCGAGAUGCCUACGGCUACCUGCCUACGCAGGUGAACGUCCAGAACGAAGCGUCGCUGCUCCUGGCUCUCAGCGAGCUGGGAGAACAGGGGGUCGCGCCAGGGAUAACCUGCGACCUGAGAAACCACCUGAUGGUGUAUCACGGGCAGCCAGAAGGGUGCGUGGCCCGGAAGAUGGAACCCUCCGACCAGCUGCCAUCCUGCCAGGAGCUGGAAAGCUACUUCCAGGCUGUAUUGAGAAACGCCACCCUGGGGAUUACCUCGGAUGUUCAGAGCAUGGGGACCGGCUCCCUGGGCAGCCUGACCACCCUGCUGUGCAGCAACAAACCCACGUAUUUGAUCACAGCCUUUGCACCUUCCCCCAGGCAUCACAUAAGCAUGGCUGCUUAGCAAGCCCGCAGCUCACGCAGGGAACACCAGACUGCAAAUCCAGCUGUCCCGACUUACUGUAUUAAUUCCAGCUGCAUCCAUCUGGGAUGGCCACGCACACGUCUAGGAGUUUCUAGCCUUGGGUUCUAUAUUUCGGGGGAGAACCGACAACUAACGAGCGUGGGAUUCUGUAUCACUGCUUUGCCCGAGAUAAUCAGUAGCAAUAAAAUACAGAGAUGUGACAAGUUGCCGAGUUACCCGUAGCAUCACCAUGUAUCGAACUAAUCAACUCAGAAGCAAAAGCCAGUCUGCAGAGAUUCUUCAUUACGUUGUCAUUCACAUGGGUUUGGUGCCUCCGUAGCACCUUCUGUACUACAGGAAGCCCUCGGUGGGGAUACGAGGAAGAUAUAUUAAUGACUGACAGUGAUCAAUAAAGAG